Molecule: messenger RNA, 366 nt
Organism: Aphanomyces invadans
Lineage: Eukaryota; Oomycota; Saprolegniomycetes; Saprolegniales; Verrucalvaceae
Exons: 2
Coding region: 53-292 (79 amino acids)
Source: RefSeq, a predicted model, not a curated record
AUAGUGACGAUGGGGGGGAUCGAACCGACGAUCUCUUGCACCAUGUGUCCUUAUGUUUCUCCAUUGGGAUUGUUUGCCCGUCGUGGACGCGAUGGACUCACCGCCGCACACGAAAGGAGGACUGCGCAAGAUCCUGUCGGGGAACGAAGAGAUGGGGAUCCAAAUGGAAGGUGAAGCCGACGACAUGGAUGGGUUUCAACCAGCCGUCCCCGUGGUCCGAUCGGACAUGGUUGUGCACACCACAUUCUUCAACGCGUUCCAAGAUGACUUUGACGACGACGAUCUCGCCUAGGCUUGUCAGCGACGACUGCCCCUCCCGACGUCGUCACUAUGGUAAUACCUGAAUCCAUGCUUUCCUUCUUCGCA